AUGCCCGGUCGACUAGAAGGUAAAGUCGCCAUCAUCACAGGCUCCGGCUCCGGCUUCGGUCACGGAAUCGCAAAGAAGUUCGUCGAGGAGGGCGCCAAAGUCAUCAUCGCAGAGAUAUCCAAAGAAAAUGGCGAAAAGGUAGCAGCAGAGCUCAACAGCAAGUUCGUCCACGCAGACGUAACGAGCCGAGAAUCAUGGCAAACAUUACUCCAGACAACCCUGGACACAUAUGGCCAGCUGGACAUCGUAGUCAACAAUGCCGGGGCAACCUAUUCCAAUAAGCCCACAGGCCAGGUCACAGACGCCGACUUUGACCUGUGCAUGAGCGUCAAUGUGAAAUCGAUCUACCUCUCGGCGAACGUCAUCGUACCGUACUUCGAGCAGAAUAACCGUCCCGGAUGCUUUGUCCAGAUUUCUUCUACUGCUGCGCUCCGGCCGCGCCCAGGCUUAACUUGGUACAAUGCUUCCAAGGCGGCUGUUAGCACUGCUACCAAGGCGAUGGCUGUUGAGUAUGGACCGAAGAAGAUCCGAUUCAACUGCGUUUGUCCCGUUGUUGGUAGUACCGGGCUGACGCACUUGUUUCUUGGAAAACCAGAUACAGAGGAAAACCGGGCGGCAUUUGUAUCUACCGUCCCAUUAGGGCGUCCUAGUACCCCGGCGGAUGUUGCCAAUGCGUGUAGCUUCCUUGCUAGUGACGAGGCGGAGUUUAUCACCGGUGUGAACCUAGAGGUCGACGGCGGUCGCUGUGUCUAG
Messenger RNA from Aspergillus pseudonomiae, 753 nucleotides. Its product is annotated as oxidoreductase, short-chain dehydrogenase/reductase family. The record is from RefSeq and is a predicted model, not a curated record. The transcript has 3 exons. The coding region runs from base 1 to 753 and encodes 250 amino acids. Lineage: Eukaryota; Fungi; Ascomycota; Eurotiomycetes; Eurotiales; Aspergillaceae.